GUCAAUAUAUUUUGAGAGGGAACUGUGUGAUUAAUGAAGCCAUGGAGAAGAACAUAAUCAAGGCGAGGCUAAGCUCUCUCUUCUUCAUGUCCUUCCUUCAAGUCGCACUCAUUGCAACAUGUUGCAGAGGGAAAUCGCAGCAGCCGCCAAAGAAGCAUGUGCCUUUCUUCAUCUUUGGUGAUUCAUUUCUGGAUGCUGGCAACAACAACUACAUCAACACCUCAACUUUUGACCAAGCAAAUUUCUGGCCUUACGGAGAAACUUAUUUCAAGUUCCCCACCGGAAGGUUUUCUGAUGGCCGUUUGGUAUCAGACUUCAUUUCUCAACGUGCAAACUUGCCAUUGAUCCCACCCUUUCUGCAACCUGGUUUUCGACAAUAUUACCAUGGGGUAAAUUUUGCAUCUGCUGGAGCAGGUGCUCUACCUGAGACAUUACAAGGAUUUGUGAUCGAUCUUAAAAAACAGCUAAGGUACUAUAACAAGGUAGAGAGUUGGUUGAGACAGAAAUUAGGAAAUGAUGAAGCCAAGAUGACUAUAUCAAGAGCUGUCUACUUGUUUAGCAUUGGAAGCAAUGAUUACAUGAGCCCUUUCUUGACCAAUUCCACUGUCUUACACAACUACUCUGACUUCACAUAUGUUGAGAUGGUAAUCGGCAACAUUACAACAGUCAUUACAGAAAUAUAUAGAAGAGGAGGUCGAAAAUUUGCAUUCAUCAACUUGCCGGAUUUAGGUUGUCUGCCAGGGAUGAGGAUAAUCAAGCCAGAAAACAAUGGUAGCUGCUUGGAAGAAGCAACAUCACUUGCAACAUUACAUAACCAAGCUCUUUCCAAGCUCCUCUUUGAGUUGGAAAAUCGAUUGAAGGGGAUCAAGUAUUCACUUUUUGACUUCAACAGCAAUCUCAGACAAAGAAUGCAUCAUCCCUCUAAAUAUGGUUUUAAGGAAGGGGAGGCAGCAUGCUGUGGAACGGGGCAAUAUAGAGGAGUUUUCAGCUGUGGGGGAAAAAGGAGAGUGAAGGAAUUUCGACUUUGUAAGAAUCCGAAUCACUAUGUCUUUUGGGACUCUAUCCAUCUUACCGAAAAGAUUUACAAACAACUGGCAAAUCAAAUGUGGAGUGGAACCAGCAAUUCUCAUGAUGUUGGACCUUACAAUAUGAAGAAACUAUUCCAAAUUCAUUAA
Messenger RNA from Durio zibethinus, 1175 nucleotides. Its product is annotated as GDSL esterase/lipase 5-like. The record is from RefSeq and is a predicted model, not a curated record. Lineage: Eukaryota; Viridiplantae; Streptophyta; Magnoliopsida; Malvales; Malvaceae. Gene Ontology annotation, molecular function: lipase activity.